Molecule: messenger RNA, 898 nt
Organism: Tarenaya hassleriana
Lineage: Eukaryota; Viridiplantae; Streptophyta; Magnoliopsida; Brassicales; Cleomaceae
Exons: 1
Coding region: 1-798 (265 amino acids)
Cellular component (GO): plasma membrane
Molecular function (GO): kinase inhibitor activity
Source: RefSeq, a predicted model, not a curated record
AUGGAGGAUCACCCGAAAAUCCAGAACUCCGGCGAAAAGAAUAAACCCGACGACGACCUGGAUUUCGAAUUCGGAUCUUUGACCCCGUCUUCUCCGUCGCAAGAUCCGUUCUCCGGUAAUUCCCCGGCGGAUCACUUCUUUUUCAACGGCCGUCUCUUGCCACACUCUUUUCCGACAUCAAGAUCGGCCCGUACGAUCUCGCGUACGACAAGCGAGGCCUCAUCAGGGAGCAACAGCUCGAACAGCCGAAGCAGCUGUUGCAGCCCACAUUCUUACACACCAAGGACAAGCAGUUGCAGCAGCACGAACAGCAACAUGGUCAUGAGCCCGAACAAGCACAAGCCACGACAACUAGACCUAAUGCCGGUGACGCGCAGUGGCAAAACCGUAAAUACCACGAACAAGAGCGUUAAUCCGACGAUGACGACGGGGCAGCCAUGCAAGAGGAGGAAUAAGGCGACGGAGUUAGUGACGGCGCAGCUGUGUGGAUCGUACUCACAACGGUGGCAGUAUAUAACGCCGGUGCCUGGUGCGGCGUUCAAGAGGGAAGGGUCGGUGAAGAGAGGGGGAGCCGGUGGGAUUAGGGUCGGCGGCGGUGGCCGGAGACCGGUGACGGUGGUGGCUGCGAGGCGGAGGAAGAAGGGGGAGGAGAGGAGGGGAAGGGGAAGUAGGGUGAUGAGGUGGUGGAGGAGAAUAUUGAGGGCGGUGGUUUUGGCUUGUCGGGAAUGUCAUGCAAUGGAGCCUGCGAGAGUGGUGAAUGAUGACACGGACAUGCAGAGGAAGAAUAAAAAUUUCUGAUUAGGGUUUUUUUUUUGCAAGUGUUUGUUUUCCUUUUGUGUGUGUUUCAUUGGCUUUUUGGAUGGUAAUGUUCCAUCGGAUUUAAUGCAAAAUUAAGUAA